Amaranthus tricolor (Joseph's coat) is the source of this 7957-nucleotide messenger RNA. Its product is annotated as putative disease resistance protein RGA3. Gene Ontology annotation, molecular function: ADP binding. The coding region runs from base 4387 to 7488 and encodes 1033 amino acids. The record is from RefSeq and is a predicted model, not a curated record. Gene Ontology annotation, biological process: defense response to other organism. The transcript is spliced from 3 exons. Lineage: Eukaryota; Viridiplantae; Streptophyta; Magnoliopsida; Caryophyllales; Amaranthaceae.
GGCUCUGGUAAGCCUUUGCCUCUAAUUCCCUAUUUCCAGUACUUUGUUGUUUGUUCUUCUAACUCUUGUAAAUUCUCCACAAUUAGGAUUUACUUUCUGUUUCUCUCUAAUUAAAUCUAUUCUUUUCAAAAAUAUUGUACAUGAUAUGAUAUACUUCGUGUUUCCUUUUAUGAAAUUUAAUCUUUUGCGUUCAUUUCUAGGGUUUCACUGAAUUUCUUAUUCAGAUUGUUAUUCUGUUAUGUUUCUUGCUUGUUAUUGUUCCCUCUCAAUUUAGAAUCGAGAUAUGGAAAAAUAUUAAAUAUUGAAAUGCAAUUAAGUACUUAGAUUCUGUGAUCGAAGUCUAUCGUUUGAAAAUAAAUGUAUGUUAUCGAACAUAAGUUGAGGUCUUUUGUUGACUUCUUUUUUUGGAGAGUGAAAUUUUUUUGGCUUGAAAUGUUGUAAAUUAGUGUAAUUGUAUAUUCACAUCGAUAUAAUUGAUUAGUACCAUAUAUUGGAUAAUGCUUACGCAACAACACCUACACAACAAUGUCAAAAACUUAAAACCAACACUGUUGGGUAUUGCUUACCAUGUAUGAAAUGGAAAAUAAAAAUUGAUGGUACUAUUUUUUUUUUUUUUUUUUUUUUUUUUGUAAUGGUGAACAAUACCCAAUAUGUUGUACUCUAUUGUUGAUGUUUAAAUGUGUGCUCACAAGCUAACUGCGUAUUGUUCAAGUAUAUUGUGAUUUUUAGGGGAAUUUUUAAUUUAUUUUGGUUUGUCUGCAGCAGGAAGGAUGUAUUGUUGCAUAGUAGAAAUGAGUUUAAAAUUCUUAAAAUGUUGGUAUUAAGGAUAAAGUAAAGAAGAAAUCUUCUAAGUACAGGAAUAAAGAGGAUGAGGAGUCUUCCUUUUUGGAAGGCAGGGAGGGUUCUUUGGCGAAGGAAGUUAAUGCUGUACCUACAAGAAGAGAAAGAAGUAGGAAUAUUGUGUAGGUAAAACUGAUGUUAAUUGAGGAAGAAAUGGAUGUGCACAAGUUUGGGAGCUUCUUGUUCGGCUCUUUGCAUUCUCCGGUGAAUUUGGAAAGGAUUAUGAUGACAAAGGGAAAGGUGAUGUGGAUGUGGGUAUGGAUGACUCUCCAUUGUUUAUAAUGGGCUGCUCCGGUAAUGAUGUUGUGUCAGUUUUUGAAAAUGAUAAAGGAUAUUGAGUAGGUAUUGUUGAUAUAAGAAAGGGAACUCUGCUUGGUGGAUAACAAGGAAGAAGAGACAUCUGUUAAUAUUUUAACGGUUAAUAGGUUGAGGAAGCUAAGGAAGGGUGAUGAUGAGACUGUUAUAUCAGGGUUUGCUUAUGUGUCGAGGUUUAGGGUUCACCAUGAGAAGCUGGACUGCAGUACAGAUGUCUUGACUCGAAUUUCAACAAUUAUAUUCUGAGGUAGAAAACGAGUUAAUUGACUGGUUCUUGCCUUUGGGGUAUAAAAAUGUUGUUGAUAUUCUAGAAAAGAAAUCAAAAGCUUGUUGUCAAGAGAAGAGUGAGGCUUUUACUUGGAAUUAUUGAGUACUCAAGAUUAGUAGAUGCAAAUGGUGAAGAUCAGAUUCUUCUAAUAGUCCAAUAACUCUGUCUAGUUUUACAGAAAUCAUCAGUUGAUCCAUACUGUUGGAUUAACCGAAAGAUGAGGGUUUUACUGAUUGAUGGCAAGUUGAAUAAAAUGAGGGAUGCCAUCGUCAUUAAAGAUUGCCCUAUUAAAAACGCUUCUUUCUUACCUUAUGGGUCGCAAGUUAUUGUUGCUGGGAGAAGAAAGUUUUUUUUAAUAGUGUUAACAUAUCUAAGGGAAAUGUUGAUAAAAUUGAGCCACUGACUGGACAAGAGGAAUAAAAUUUAGAAGUUUUUGGGGUUUCCCUGAUUCUAGUACUGUAGCCUUUUACGGAAACUUAUUGUUCUUAAUUUAAGUAUAAUUUGGUUGAAGCUUAAAGCAGAGAACAGAAUUAUUGCUUUGGUUAUGAGAAUAUGAAAUUAUAUACUGCCAUCUCCCUUUUUUUUAUUGUUAGAGUAGCAAUUUAAUUUUUCAGAUUACUGUAAAAUGCUUUUAGACAGAACAGAAGCAUACACUUAGGUAUCCAGUUUCCGCAGAACGUGUGUUGCAUCAACCUUAUGGAAAUUUUUUCUACUACUUGGUCCAUACAUUCUUGAAUGUGGUAUGUGUUUAUCAGCAUAUAUUCUUCUAAUAGCACAUGGUCACGUUAUGCAAGGUAGAACAGAAAGCUGAGGGUUGAGCCUGGCCAACAGCAUGAAGAGAUACUGAGAAGUCAGAAAGGCAGAAAUCUUGCAUUUUGUUUUCAGUUCUCUUUUUUCACUGUGGUUAUAUUUAUAUACGCAAUGUAACGCUUAAUUGUGCUAACAUGGAUUUGAUUUUAUUUUUCCAUGAAUUAGGUGCUUGUUUUCCUUUGCCAAAUAGCACGAGGUGCAACAUCAAACAUUGUUAUUGGAUAUUUCAGCUUCAACUCGGCUGACACAAUACAAUAUAGCCUUGAUUUUGCACUAUUAUGUCAUGGUCAGGUCUGGUAGAUGUCAGACAUACACUAUCCACAAGGUGCAAGUAAGAUUUUUAUCACUAUUCUAAUCCUAAAACGAUCAAAUUUGUUUGCUGCUUUCUUAUUGCUGAAAUUCGUUUCCUUUCAUUCCAUCUCUGGUGGGAUUUUAGUCUCUUCUUCUUCUAUUAGUUUCUCAAUAUCCUUACUUUUUCAUCACACCCUUGAAAAUUCAAAACCAUAAAUUCUGUUUUCAGAAAUUUGAAAAAAAUACAAAUUGAUAAGAUUUUCUGAAGAUUCACUUUAUUCACUGAAUAUAACUAUUUAUGAAAUUUAUUGUUACCUAGCUAUUGAGUUUCUUCGUUAUACUUUGUCCUUUUAAGGUGUUUGGGUAAAUCCAUGGGUAUGGUUUUUAGAAAUUAGGCGUUCAGAUCUGAACUUUUCUAUAGAAUCUGUAAAUGAAUUCUCUCAUCACUCGCUUAUAGUUCUCUAACGAAUCAUGUUCUACUAGUUAAAACUUCCAGAAAGAUCAUACUUCACGGCUCUGUGAAAUUAUUACUCUAGUCUUUUUAUUAGCUAUAUGAGCUAACAAGCAGUAAUGCUUUGCCUCUUUGGUGUAUGCAGAGGAAAAAGCUCGAUAUGAAUUUAUAGGAAGUAUAUGAUGUACCCAAUGGGUAGUCAAUCUGUGUCUUCUCCAGCGGUUCUCACUUUGUGCUUUGUUUGAUCAUUUGAUGUGUUAGUAUGUUUGCACUAGACCUGGUUAUUGGACUGGGCUCCCAGUGGGCAAUGGGUUAAGCUUCUAUUAUAUGGAUUUAUUGGUUUAGAUUUGCUGUAUAGGUGAAGCUCUAUCCAAUAAGAUAAAUAAUAUCAACCAGUGACUGAACACGGUAGUUUACAAACCAAACUUCUUGGUCUAUCCAUCGUCCUUAGCACUUUAUGCUGUGUACUUUAGCUCAACCAGAAAACACAAAUGAACAAUAAAGGAAAAGGAAGAGCAAUUACUCUAAAAAAAUAAACGUCUAGAUAUAAUAAAAUUGGAAGGGUGAAUUUUUAAUAGAAAAUGAAAAUUUAAGGUUGCUAAGUGCAAAGAAGGGUAGACAUGACAGAGUAAACUUCAUUAAUGGGUUACCAAUAAAAAAAAGGAGGUGAUCCAUUUUUACCCGCCCAAGUCCUUCCCUAUCCAUUAAUGAAUUUAGCAAACCCACUAUUGACCCGCCAAUUUAAUGACUCAAACAUAUCCAUCCCAACUCUCCUAAUAACUAGGUCAACAUGCAACUUGCAAGUUAACACUCUUGUUUUUUUCAUGAUUGGAUACCUCCAGACUCCAGUCAUGAUCAUAGACUUUUCUAAUGCUUUGCAUCAAGCCAUGAACUAUUCUUCUCGUUUUGCUUUACUUGUUCUCCUCUAGAAGCAUGUUUGUCAGUUUUUUUCUUUCAUCUGUACUGAUUUUUUUGUGAUAAUACAUAUUCAUAUGGACUACUUCCCAACCUUUCUUUGUGCUUCGUUUUAACGUGUUAGUAUGGUUACAAUUUGCAAGUCAAUAUCCAUUUCAUAAUUAAUACCUUAAGGAGAAUAAUUAUACCAUUUCUCAUCCUCCUAUGAUUCUUCUUCUAUCUUUUCUUCCAGUUCUAUGUUUCCCUUUUACCACUGAAAUUUCCUUGGAAAAUACAUGUGGUUUUUCCUUUGAUAGAAACAAUAUAUGGUUCAACCUCAUUCCCAAUUGAAUGCUCGAGAAGCAACGGGGAGUUUUCUAGUCGCUCAGCUCCAUAUCUACUUUUUUUUACCAUUACUCUUAUCUUUCCAUAUAUACUUUUUAAGUGUAUUUGUUGUUAGACAAGUUCUCAAACUGCUUCUCCUCGUCCAAAGUUAGGGAGAAAAUAUAGAGAGAAAAUGGGCGUAAUAUUAGAAAACGGAGUGGGAGGACUUAUUGGAAAUGCAGCUUUUGCAGUAGUUACCCUGGUGCUCUCACGCAUCAAACACGAAAUUGAACUUGCUAGGCAUCAUAAGCAAGAUUUGGAGGAGCUUGGAAAACAGCUCAAUGAGCUAAAUGAGCUGUUGAAAGGUUCUGCUAAAUCCUUACAACCAAAAAACAAGCUGCUGAUUGCUUGGCUCAACAAGGUGAAUAAUGCAGCCUAUGAUGCGGACAAUUUACUAGAUGAUUGUUCAUAUGAAUCUUUCAAGCAUGGAAGUAGAACAAGAAAGAGGGAUAAAAGCAAAAGUGUUUUUUCUAAGCCUUUCCACUCCCAUGUUAACUCUCAUAGAGUAAAGAACUUAACAAAUAUAAUUAAAACCAUCUAUGCGGAUGCUAAGAACCUAGGCGUUGUACUCAUCGAUGUAGCUGCUGGCCACAGUUAUGAUAGUGGAUCAAGUUCCGAGAUUCAAGGUAAGACGUUGCAGGAUCGCCGAGAAUGGGUGGAUAACCAAGGCCUUGUUGGGCGGAAUCAAGACAUUACUCGGCUUGCUGAGUUGUUAUGUGAUUCGAACAACAAUUGUAAAGAUCCAACUGUUAUUGGAAUUGUUGGCUUGCCAGGUCUUGGGAAGACAGCGUUGGGAAAACGAGUUGUUAAAGCAAAAGAAGUGAAAAGCCACUUCAAGUCUAUAUUUUGGCUUGUAGCCUCACAUAGCUAUGAUUUAACGGAUAUUCUGAGAAAAAUGGCUGAACAGCUUGAUGAAAAUGUCUCAAACAUGUCAAGUCAUGCAAUUGUAAAAAAGCUUGGCGACAAGCUGAAAGGAAAGAGGUACUUAAUUGUGCUAGAUGAUGUAUGGGCUACAUUUGACUGGGAAACCUUUAAAUGCACAUUAGAAGACAUUGGUGGAUCCAAGGGUACUACCGUUUUGAUGACUUCGCGAGACAAAAAUGUGUUGGCGAAUAUGGACAUAAAGUGUCAUGCAAGUAACGACCAGUACGUUCACAAGGCCAUUAUGCAUCAAUUAAAGGAGCUGAAUGAAGAUGACAGCUGGUGUCUCUUCGAGAAAAGACUCGGUAGUGACAAUCUUGCUUCGAACAGUGAAAAACUACAUCUUGGAAAGAGGAUGGUAAACAAAUGUGGUGGCAUUCCUCUUGCCAUAAGAGAACUAGGAGACAAGCUGUGUAACAAAAAUGUAGAGGAAUGGAGAGACAUCGUGAAGAAUGAAGAAUGGAACAAAGAAGAGUAUGGAAUUCUACCAUCCUUAAAAUUAAGUUACAUUUACUUGCCAAACAUGGCUUUGAAAAAAUGCUUUUCAUACUGUGCCGUAUUUGGAGAAGACGAGGAGAUCCAGAAGGAGAAAUUGAUUCAGUUGUGGAUGGGGCAGGGGUUCUUGCAACCAUAUGACAACAUGGAGCGUGUUGGGGAUGAGUAUGUUAAUAUUCUGUUAAAUACCUCCCUUUUCCAGGAGCCAAAAUUGGAUCUUCUUGGGAAUGUGAUAAGCUUUAAGAUACAUGAUCUUGUAUUAUCUCUUGUGCGUGUUGUUUCAGGAGAGUGCUGCAAUUUGAAAGAGAAGACGGAGGUCAAUGUGUCUUCAUCGACUGAUUUUCGACACCUUUCAUGUUCUUUCUCAUUGACUACAAAGCUCUCCACUGCCAAGUUUUGUGAGAAUUUGCGAACUUAUUACAACUACUGCCCUCAUUUCCUUAAGCAGGAGUUUGCAAGUUUAAAGUUAUUUCUGAAGCAUUCUAAAUGUUUAAGGGUGUUGUCUUUGCAACGUCUUGGCCUCGAAGACUUACCCAAAUCUGUUGGUGAUUUGAAACAUUUGAGAUACCUUGACAUCUCUCAGAAUUGCUUCCAGUCACUUCCAGUUGUGAUCACUAAACUGUACCAUUUGCAGGUAUUGAGGAUUGAUUACAAUGCUAAUUGUCAAUUAUACUGUUCUCUUCGUCAGUUUGAAGUUCGAUUCUUAAAAAAUCUUAGGCACAUUAGUGCUAAAGCUGUUGACAUUGGUAUAUUAGAAGGCAUGAGGCAUUUGACUGCACUACAAACUUUAUCUACUAUUAAUCUGCAAUUGGGGUGGGGGGGGAAGGUGAUCGAGCUACGUGAGUUGAAGAACUUGAGAGGCACAUUGGGAAUAAAAGGACUCGAGAGUAUGAUCACUGAAGAAGAAGCCAUAAGCCUAAAUUUGGGAAAUAAGUUAAAUGUUGAUAGAUUAUUCUUAGAAUGGUCUGACAAAUUGAACGCAAAUAGCCACCACAAUCAAAUCUUACAACACUUGAAACCCCAUGAGAAUUUGUCAAUGCUUGAUGUAGCUCAUUAUAAUGGCACAAAAUUUCCCGAAUGGCUCAUGAAAAUGACAAUCGCUGGAGGUUCUCAUCGACUUUCCAAACUAGUCUCCCUCACAUUACGACACUGUCUCCAUGCUGAGGGAGAACUCAACCUGGAAAACCUCAGUUCUGUUCGUUUCUUGUCGUUAAACUCCUGUUCCCGCCUGACUAUUUCAUUGCCAAGUAAUGGGUUCCGUUGCUGCAGUUUACUUGAAUCUCUGAAGCUGACCUCUUGUUGUAAAAUUGGAGAACUUGGGGAUAUGUCGCCAUUAAUUCGGCUUCAAUACCUGGAAAUUAGAGACUGUGACAGGGCUUCAUAUGAACUAAAGGGAUUAGCCAGUCUUCCUUGUUUAAAGGAAGUUAUUACUGACAGAUUGUUACCUCAAGGCUUGGGAAGACGCAGUCCACUUUGCAAGGCACUUCAGACAUUAUACUUGUCGACACAGGCAGCAGGAAACCGUCUUCCCAUUCAGCUUCAAUAUUUAGUGGCACUGAAAGAACUGCAUAUCAAUGAUUUUCAAAGUCUGGAGAUAUUACCUGAUUGGCUUGGGAAGUUGACAUCUCUUUCUUCACUCACCCUUGUUUGCUUGCCAAAGUUGAAGCAAAUGCCUUCGCCACGUGCAAUCCAAUGUCUCUCCAAUUUGCAAGUUUUACGUUUCUGGAAAUGCCCUCUUUUAGAGGAACAAAUUAACCUAAAACAUGGAGAAUGGUUCAAAAUUAAGCAUAUCCCUUUAUCCUCUUUUGAGUCCAACUAACAAUAAAAGAUGGGCUCAAUUAUGCGAAUCAGAAAAGGGUCAACGAAAUAUAUGGUAUUAGCUGCGAACUAAAGGAAUCUAUUUCAUCUUUUUCCAUGCAUAUUUAUCGAGUGCAUUGUUGUGUUGUAUUUAUCGAGUGCAUCUUGUCGUCUGCACUGAAAAUCGAACCAGCCAAGCAAAGGUAGUUGAAAAGAAAGCAAGAUCGACUUCAUAUUGUUUGAAGACUGCAUCUUGAUGUCACUUAGUCUUAUUUUACGACAGCAUUUCUUUGUCUUCAUAUGUUAAGUGGCUCUCACCUAGGAUGAAUUUUAUGGGUUCAGAUGUACGUAAUAUUACCCUUGUUAUAUAUUUGUUUGUGAUAAUAAAGAGAUUGUUUUCGAUUGACUUUUGGUAUUAAACAUUAUCUGCAACUAGAUGCUGGUAAUUACAAUGGUUUGUAAUCUAAAUUUCAAUAAAUUUAUUAUCUCAU